Messenger RNA from Colletotrichum gloeosporioides, 798 nucleotides. RefSeq names its product Defective in cullin neddylation protein 1. Gene Ontology annotation, molecular function: ubiquitin-like protein binding; ubiquitin conjugating enzyme binding; cullin family protein binding. Lineage: Eukaryota; Fungi; Ascomycota; Sordariomycetes; Glomerellales; Glomerellaceae. The record is from RefSeq and is a predicted model, not a curated record. Gene Ontology annotation, cellular component: ubiquitin ligase complex. Bases 1 to 798 code for a protein of 265 amino acids. The transcript has 3 exons. Gene Ontology annotation, biological process: positive regulation of ubiquitin-protein transferase activity; protein neddylation.
AUGUCGUCGGCGCUUCCAAGAUGGUGCACAUUGCCGACGUGUUUGUUGAACAUCGCCAAGUCUGAACGAGAAGAACAUGCUAACGGGUCUGUCUAUAGCUACUUCUCUGGCACCAGUGGCACCACCACACCCACAACCUCAGCACUCGACACGUCUUUGGGUCAGAUGUUCGAUAAGCUUCGUGAUGAUUCAAGAGAUGAGAAGGACACGAUGGGUGUUGAGUCGACCAUGGCCUAUCUUGAGAAUCUUGGCGUAGACCUCGAGAACGCCGAGAUGCUUGUGGUCGCAGAGCUUCUUCAGUCGCCAUCUAUUGGCGCGAUUACGAAAAAAGGCUACAUUGAUGGCUGGAAGACAACCGGGUCCGCGACGCGUCAAGCUCACGCCGCGCACGUCAAGUCUCUGGUCAGCACACUCGCCUCUGAUCCCGCUUACUUCAAAAGAGUUUACCGCUACACCUUUGUCGCCAGCAAGGAGGAGAACCAGAAGGCGCUAGCUCUCGACACAGCAAAGGUCUACUGGAGCGUCUUGUUCUCGCCACCAGGCUGGCAAUGGAAGACCAAGUCUCAUGACUGGCUCGAGUUGUGGUCGUCAUUCCUUGAUGAGAAGUGGACUCGUUCUGUCAACCGCGACAUGUGGAACAUGAUUCUCGAGUUCGCCACCAAGACCAUGUCGGACGAGACCUUGUCCUUCUGGAACGAGGACGGUGCCUGGCCGAGCGUCAUUGACGACUUCGUGGCUUGGUGCAGAGAAAAGGGGGUUGGAAAGGCCGAUUCCGCUCUUAUGGACGUUGACGCUUAG